AUGUCUAGUCCUUCAUUCACAAAGAUUUACCGACAGGACACUUACCCCGCCAUUGAUCCAAGCCGACCUGAGAAUUCGGUAAAGGAUAAGACUGUAAUCGUCACAGGCGCCGGGAUAGGGGGUAUUGGUUCUGAAGUUGCCCUGUCUUUCGCCAAGGCAGGGGCGACAAAGAUUGCCAUUGUAGGCAGAACAGAAAAGACACUUCAAGGGACAAAGACCGCCAUCGGCAAUGCUUACCCAAAAACGAAUGUUUUUAUAGCGGUAGCUGAUGUGGGCAAAGCAGAGAGCAUGGGUUGUGCUGCGCAUGACAUUCGAGUGGCCAUCGGGGCAUGGGAUAUCUUCGCCAACUAUGCCGCAGCACUACCUCCUUUGUCAACAAUUGCUGGUGCAGAUGAGGAUACUUCAUGGGACGCCUUCGAGGCCAUCGCCCGGUUUCCUUUCCAUUUUGCGAAGCACUUUGCACCCAAGGCCAGGCCGAAUGCAACCUUCAUCAACGCCAACGCAGGUGCCAGUCAUCUGCCAGCCGCGCAACUGCCAAAGUGUUCUGCAUAUUGUGCCGCCAAGCUUGCAGCGGCGAAGCUCGACGACUACUUAGCAGUCGAGAAUCCCAACCUUCGGGUAUUCACCGUUCAUCCUGGGGUUAUUGACACUUCUAUGUUGAAGCAAGUGUUCGGGAAUACUGGAGGGAAGGAACUGCCGAAGGGUAUCAGUGCUGUUCUGUCUCAAGUCGCUCUCCCAGCACAUUUUACCGUCUGGCUGGCGAGCGCCGAGGCGGACUUUCUCCGAGGGCGAUAUAUUUGGGUCAAUUGGGAUGUGGAGGAAUUGACAUCGCGGAGGCAAGAGAUCGAAAAGGAUCCUUUGCUAUUCAAGAUUGUGUUGGGUGGCUGGCCUUUUCAGGAGACCAAGUCAUGA
Molecule: messenger RNA, 912 nt
Organism: Exophiala bonariae
Lineage: Eukaryota; Fungi; Ascomycota; Eurotiomycetes; Chaetothyriales; Herpotrichiellaceae
Exons: 2
Coding region: 1-912 (303 amino acids)
Source: RefSeq, a predicted model, not a curated record